Nematolebias whitei (Rio pearlfish) is the source of this 1839-nucleotide messenger RNA. RefSeq names its product ANTXR cell adhesion molecule 1a (gene antxr1a). The coding region runs from base 1 to 1839 and encodes 612 amino acids. Gene Ontology annotation, molecular function: signaling receptor activity. Gene Ontology annotation, cellular component: membrane. The transcript is spliced from 18 exons. Lineage: Eukaryota; Metazoa; Chordata; Actinopteri; Cyprinodontiformes; Rivulidae. The record is from RefSeq and is a predicted model, not a curated record.
AUGCCUGUGUGCUGGAGUAGAAGCUCCUGGCUUCCAGUGGUGUUUGGUGUUGUGCUGGUUGUUCUCAGUGCUGUAAGUGCUGGACCGAGCCAGGACCAGAGGCCGGCUCAGGCUUCCUCGUGCUUUGGAGGAUUUGAUCUCUACUUUGUCCUGGACCAAUCUGGGAGUGUACAGAAUCACUGGAAUGAAAUCUACAACUUUGUCGAGCACCUAGCUCAUAAAUUCAUAAGCCCACAGCUGAGGAUGUCUUUCAUUGUGUUCUCCACUGAGGGCCGGAUCCUGAUGAGCCUGACAGAAGACAGGGAACGGAUCCGUAAAGGUCUGGAGGAGCUCCACGACGUUCGUCCAGGAGGUGACACUUUCAUGCACGAAGGUAUCCUGAGGGCCAGUGAGCAGAUUUACUACGGAAACACAGAAGGUUAUCGCACUGCCAGUGUUAUCAUCGCUCUGACAGACGGAGAGCUGCACGAGGAUCUUUUCUACUACGCAGAGAGGGAGGCAAACCGCUCCAGGAGUCUUGGAGCCUCGGUUUACUGCGUUGGGGUGAAGGACUUCAAUGAGACCCAGCUGGCAAAGAUUGCUGACAGUAAGGACCACGUCUUCCCUGUGAAUGACGGAUUCGAGGCUCUGCAAGGAGUUAUUGAUUCAAUCCUGAAGAAGUCCUGUAUUGAGAUCCUGGCAGCGGAGCCCUCCAGCAUCUGUGCAGGAGAGUCCUUCCAGGUGGUGGUGAGAGGAAACGGCUUUCUUCAUGCACGAAAUGUUGACAAAGUCUUGUGCAGCUUCCGAAUCAACGACACUUUAACCAAGAUGAUGAAGCCCUUGAUUGUUGAAGACACGUAUCUUCUCUGCCCUGCACCGGUGCUUCAGGAUGAGGGGAUGGCUGCAAAUCUAUACGUCAGCAUGAACGAGGGCCUCAGUUUCAUCUCCAGUUCAGUCACCAUUACAACUAUGAGCUGCUCUGAUGGGACCAUCCUGGUCAUAGCUCUCCUCAUCCUCAUGCUGCUCCUGGGUCUGGCUCUCCUCUGGUGGUUCUGGCCUCUCUGCUGCACCGUGAUCAUCCAUGAACCCCCACCCCCACCUGUGGAGGAAAGUUCGGAUGAAGAAGACUUCGAGGGUCCUAAGAAGAAAUGGCCGACUGUAGAUGCCUCCUACUAUGGAGGGAGAGGAGUGGGGGGCAUCAAAAGGAUGGAGGUCCGCUGGGGGGAAAAAGGCUCGACUGAAGAAGGAGCAAAGCUGGAGAAAGCCAAAAACGCUAAAGUGAAGAUGCCUGAGCAGGACUAUGAACUGCCUCCCACUCGGGUUCUCAACAACGGCAUGCACAAACCUCCAGAGCCACGCAUGUGGUACUCACCCAUCAAGAGCAAACUGGAUGCUCUGUGGGUGCUUCUGAAAAAAGGCUACGGCAGGGUGUCUGUCAUGAGACCUCAUCCUGGUGACAAGGGCAGGUGCAUGAACUUCACCCGCAUAAAGUCCCCCCCUCCUUCUCAAUAUCCACAUUUCAACCAUGGCCCAUCAGGCAUCUGCAGCGCUCCCAGCAGAAACCCUCCUGCCCCACAGGGCACCCUGCCCCCCACUCCCAGCAGCCCUCUGUCAUUUUCCUUCUCCUCGCUUCCAUCGUCGCCCUCGACACCUUCGCCUCCCCUCACUCCUCCCCCCUACAGCCCAUCUCCCACCCGGGCUCUUCCUCCGACCACCAUGAACAUACUUGCCCCGCCCGAGCUCCCACCCACCCCUCCACCCUGCGUCGCCCCAGCUGGACUGCUGCCUCCUCCUCCACAGGGACCUCCUCCUGGGCGAGCUCCUCCACCCGCCCGCCCACCUCCUCGCCCCAGUCUGUAG